AUGUCAAACCAAACACCCGAAUCCUGGGAAGAUGAGCUUUCCCGACAGGCUGAGGGCGUUAACCUGAACGCACAAUCUCGCCCUCAGGGCCAGGCGCCCUCUUUCACACCUGGCGCUGCCUCUUUCACACCGGGCGCUGCCUCUUUCACACCUGGAGCCUCUUCCUUCGUUCCCGGACAGCAGUACCAGCAGUAUGCUGGCUACCCCCAACAGGGAUACCCUCAGUACGGCCAACAACAGGCCUACGGUGGCUACCAGCAACAGCAGCAAGCCUAUGGCCAGUACAACGCCUAUGCCCAGCAGCCCGGUGGAUUCAACCAGUACAACAAUGGACAGCAACAGCAGCAAUACGGUGCCUAUAACCAGCAGCCUCGCCAGAAUGCGCCUGUAGCAGCACCGGCCCAGUCCGCUCCAAAGCCCGCAGCGAAUGCCGCCGCGCCCAAGGCCAAGGUUCUCUCUAUCGGCGCCACUUCUUCUAGCGCUGCCCCCAAGACCAAGGUCCUUUCGAUCGGCACUCCUACCCCAGCACCCAAGCCUGUUGACACCACCCCCAAGGAGGCCAAUGGUGAUACCAAGGGCUCCGCGGCUGCCGAGGCAGGCUCAAAGGUGGCGGCUACUAAGAGCCUUGACAAGUCAGACAAGGCUGCCGCUACUGGCAAGGGUUCUCCCGCACCAUCUUCUGGCCGCUCUAGCCCUGGACGUUCCAGCCCAGCCCGCGGCGAGACUGCCAAGCAAGCUCGCGAGGCCAAUGCCGUCGCAAAGGCACAGCAAGCUGAUGUUGAUGAUGCAACCCUGAAGGAAAUUUAUGGUGAGCGCAGAGAGCACGUCAACGUCGUCUUCAUCGGUCACGUCGAUGCUGGCAAGUCCACCCUGGGAGGUUCCCUCCUGCAUGCUACCGGUAUGGUCGAUGAGCGUACACUGGACAAAUACAAGAAGGAGGCCAAGGAAGCCGGUCGAGAGACCUGGUACCUCUCGUGGGCUCUUGAUUUGACCCAGGAGGAGCGUUCCAAGGGUAAGACAGUCGAGGUUGGCCGUGCCUUCUUCAAGGUCACUGUCCCGCACCCGGAGGGUGAUAUUGAGCGCCAAUUCUCCAUCUUGGAUGCUCCUGGUCACAAGUCCUAUGUUCCUCACAUGAUUGGUGGUGCCUCCCAGGCCGAUCUCGGUUGUUUGGUUAUCUCCGCUCGUAAGGGCGAGUACGAGACUGGAUUCGAGAAAGGUGGCCAGACCCGCGAGCACGCCUUACUCGCUCGCAACACCGGUGUUUCUAAGCUAAUUUUGGCGGUGAACAAGAUGGACGAUCCUACUGUCGAAUGGAGCAAGGCCCGGUUCGAUGAAUGCACCAUCAAGGUUACCAAAUUCUUGGAAGCCCUGGGCUACAAGAAGUCUGAUAUCUUCUGCAUGCCUAUCUCUGCUCAGCGCACUAUCGGUAUCAAAGACCGCAUUCCCAAGGAUGUGUGCGAUUGGUACGACGGUCCAUCACUGCUCGAAUACCUGACUGCGUUUGAGCUCCCCGAGCGUAAGGUCAACGCGCCGUUCAUGAUGCCGAUCAGCGCCAAGUACCGUGACAUGGGUACCAUGGCAGAGGGUCGCAUUGAGUCCGGUAUCAUCAAGAAGAGUGGUACUUAUCUCAUGAUGCCCAACCGGGAGGAGGUUCAGAUUUCUGCUAUGUACGGUGAAACAGAAGAAGAGAUUUCGACCGCCAAGGUUGGUGACCAGAUUCGCCUGCGUCUCCGUGGUAUUGAAGAAGAAGAUUUCUUCCCUGGUUUCGUGCUCUGCUCACCUAAGCGCCCCGUUCACUGUGUGUCUGCUUUCGAGGCUAAGAUUCGUAUCUUGGACCUGAAGAGCAUUCUGACAGCGGGUUUCAACUGUGUCCUGCACGUCCACUCCGCUGUUGAGGAAGUUACUUUCGCCUCUCUUCUUCACAAGCUCGAGCCCGGCACCGGCCGCAAGAGCAAGCGCCCUCCCCAGUUCGCCAGCAAGGGCCAGACCAUUAUUGCCCGCCUCGAGGUUACCAGCACCGCCGGUGCGGUUUGUGUCGAGACCUACGAUGAAUACAAUCAAUUGGGUCGUUUCACCCUUCGUGACCAGGGUCAAACCAUUGCUAUUGGUAUGAUCACCAAGCUCAUCACUACCGAGACCGAGGCCCAGUGA
Penicillium crustosum is the source of this 2151-nucleotide messenger RNA. RefSeq names its product translation termination factor GTPase eRF3. The record is from RefSeq and is a predicted model, not a curated record. The transcript is spliced from 2 exons. Gene Ontology annotation, biological process: translation; translational termination; nuclear-transcribed mRNA catabolic process, deadenylation-dependent decay. Gene Ontology annotation, molecular function: GTP binding; translation release factor activity; GTPase activity. Bases 1 to 2151 code for a protein of 716 amino acids. Gene Ontology annotation, cellular component: translation release factor complex. NCBI's taxonomy places the organism in Eukaryota, Fungi, Ascomycota, Eurotiomycetes, Eurotiales, Aspergillaceae.